UGUCGUUUAAUCAACAAAUGGAUAAAUUAAAUACCAAACCGUUAUCAGGGCCGCUAUUGCCAAACUCCAGUAAGGAACAGCGUCUGUUAAUGCUACGCACACCCAAAUGUGCACGAUGUCGGAAUCAUGGAGUCAUUUCUUGUGUUAAAGGCCACAAAAAACUCUGUCGCUGGCGAGAAUGCUGUUGUCCGAAUUGUCAACUUGUAGUGGAUCGACAGAAGGUGAUGGCCGCACAAGUAGCACUAAGGCGUCAACAAUCAAUCGAAGCACUGGAAGCGAAUAUUAGCAGCAUUAGUAAUGAAGACACAACUCUCAUGCCUGUAAGCAACAAUAACAACUUAUCAAUAACAUCAACCAGAAUACCUCAAAGUAACGCAUCAAAUCGAGCCAAUGCAUUGCGCACCAAAGAAGCAUUAGUCGUUCAAAAGAAGAUCUACAAACAACGCCUACGCUCCCUUCAACAGACGACAUUGCACAUGACCGCCGCCCUGGAAGAAUACAAGCACCGAUUUCCCACAAUACAUUCUCCACUAAUGGAAAGAAUACGCAAGCGACGCGCAUUUGCCGAUCCGGAACUGAAUUGCAUUGCCGCAGCUGCUGUUUCUCAAAUACAUAAUGUAGUGCAGAUACCUACAGCUAGUCUGGCCGCAACAUUUAACACUAUCCCGACAUUACUAGUACCACAAUAUAUGGCUGAGCAAAAUUUACCUCAGUACUAUUCCACUACAAUGAAUUUUAAAAGUGUACCAGAAACUCCUAAUUACAACAACAACAUAAGCCUAUUUAAGCCUAUUAAUAAAGAGGAAUCUAAUACAGUUGCUACACCAAGUCCACCAAUGCAUUUCGAAGAAGGAAACACUCUAACUUCGGAGAUAUAUACUGAACAAUUAACAAAUUCCACAAAAAAACCAAAAUUAAGCUUUUCCAUAGAAUCUAUUAUAGGCGUAAGUUCUUAA
Messenger RNA from Teleopsis dalmanni, 956 nucleotides. It is a transcript of the gene dmrt11E, whose product is annotated as doublesex- and mab-3-related transcription factor 2. The record is from RefSeq and is a predicted model, not a curated record. Gene Ontology annotation, biological process: sex differentiation; regulation of transcription by RNA polymerase II. The transcript has 2 exons. Gene Ontology annotation, molecular function: RNA polymerase II cis-regulatory region sequence-specific DNA binding; DNA-binding transcription factor activity, RNA polymerase II-specific. Bases 18 to 956 code for a protein of 312 amino acids. Lineage: Eukaryota; Metazoa; Arthropoda; Insecta; Diptera; Diopsidae. Gene Ontology annotation, cellular component: nucleus.